Molecule: messenger RNA, 834 nt
Organism: Lactuca saligna
Lineage: Eukaryota; Viridiplantae; Streptophyta; Magnoliopsida; Asterales; Asteraceae
Source: the annotation of a GenBank genome assembly
AUGAGCUCCUUGCCAGCUGCUGCUGCUGGAAUGAUAGCUGCAGACACUGAAGAUUUUGAAAUGAUUUCCCAUAUUCCAUUCCUUACUAAAUAUAAGCAUGAUACAACCAAGGAUUGUAUUAUGUUGAAGAUUAUUCGUGUUCUUCCCCCUGCUGUUCCUAGCAGUCAAGUGAAAGCAAACUCCUCAACAUGGGAGGUAUCGGGUGAGACAUUAAACAACAUUGACCAUGAAGCAAUGGUUGUUGACCCUGCACUUGUAUUAACCAUCCAGGUUAUGUUGACUGACUUUGGGGUAGCAAAGAAAUUUGAUGAAAGCACAAGGUUAAAUUCCAUGUGUCGGACAUUAGAAUAUAUGACACCUGAAAUUGUACAAGGGAGGGGCCAUGAUAAGGCCGCUGAUUGGUGGAGUGUUGGAAUUUUAAUGUAUGAAAUGCUUUCUAGAAAGCCUUCGUUUAGAGGUGGAAACAGACAGAAGAUUCAGGAGAAAAUAGUGAAGGACAAGAUAAAGCUUCCAGGAUUCUUGUCAAGUGAAGCACAUUCGCUUUUGAAAGGGAAUUUCCCUGGUGCUCCAACAUUUUUGCCAGGUAAACCCAUCUGGCCAGACCUCUGCAUUGCCUCCUACAAGGUAGAUCACACUUGGUUGGCUAAACGUUAUUUUGUAUGCUUUCAAACUUGUCUUCUUCCUGAAUUCUUUUUCUUUCUAUCAUGGCAACCUUCAACAGUAGUUUGGGAUUGGCACCUUCUUACAAAAGAUAUCGUGUACGUGUUCUUCUACUGCUAUUGUGGAUUCGGGAACAUCCUUGCUUAUUGGUCCAACUGUAUGUAUCUCACGUGA